This is a messenger RNA of Effrenium voratum, 3284 nucleotides long. The record is from the annotation of a GenBank genome assembly. Lineage: Eukaryota; Dinophyceae; Suessiales; Symbiodiniaceae.
GGCCAACAGAGAGCAAGCUUAGCCAAUGCUCGCUUGAUGAGCCCGCGGCGUCUCUAUGGAAGGGCAUGUCCUGCGGGGGAAGCGGACCUUCAUUGGCAUUCCGGUGGACUCCGACGAGGAAACUGAGCCUUCGAAGCCGUGCGUGCGACGAUUUUUCCAGGCCAAGGUGCACAAGGUCCUGGCGGUCCGCUGGUUCACCAAGCGUCUCCGAAAGCAUCCGGCCAGGAGGAGCUGCUUAGCAGAUGCUCCUACGCCAGAUGAGAAGGUCCUCCUCGGCAAAGUGCUGUCCAGCCGGCAGCUGAUGCAGAGGACGACUGAAAUGCUGCAAGAGUUUCAGCGUGAGAUUCUUGGCGUGAAGGGGUUCUUCGACGAGCUCGGUGUAGCUCCAGAAGAUGUGCAUCCAGAUGUCAGCCAGUCUCUUGACCGCAAGGAGGCAAUCAUGCGCCUUGCGGUGAAGGUUAUCCACAAAGCCAAGUGGCUGUCCCUGCGGACCUGCUACAAUGAUCACAUGAAGUAUCAGGAGCAAGAGCUCCGGAUACUGAAGCAGCAGCAUGCUCAGCUGCAGAACCAGUUUGCCACGGUACGGCAGGACUACUUGCACGAAGUGGCCAUCUUGAGGGAUCAAGCGCGCGUACGCGGUGAGCUGGGUAGCGAAUGGGACGACAGCGGCGACGUGGUUUACUUCUUCGACCCGGUCAAGGCACUCUCGCCCAAAGAAGCUGAGUUUAUGCUGGCGGCCGUGAAGGAGAAGGUGAUGAUGAUCUUGGAGCACAACCCAAAGUUGGGGGGGGUGGACAUGGGGCAGCUGGAGAAGCUGAAAGAGAUGAAGGAGUCCCGGGAGACGGAGGAGCUGCGGGCGGCGUUGGUGCAGCGAGGCCAUGAGCUCGCGCAGGCGGAGAAGUCCCUGGCCGCGCUGCGGGAGGAGAACGGGCGCAACGGCGUGGCAAAGCUGAGCUCGGCCCACGAGCAGAUGUUUGCUGAACUGGAGGACAAGAUCUCCCAGCUGCGCUUCGAAGCCAACGCUCUGCGCACCUCCAGUGCUCGGGAGAUCAAGGAGCGGCAGAAGACGGAGAAACGACUGGAGGUGAAGAGUGAAGAGUGCGAGGAGCUGCGGGAGGCCUUGCAGCGCGCAGAGCUGGACCGCGGAUCCUUGCAGCUCGGGGGCCAGUUGAAGAGCCAGUUGGAGGUGGCCCGCGAGGAGAACCUCGACCUGCACGAGAGAGAAAAUGCCCUGCAGGCGCAGCUGGCCGCCUCCUUCGACGCCAACGACGCGUUGAAGAAGGUGGUGACGCGCCAGAGGGCGAUCAAAGACAUCGCCGCGGAGGUAUCCGAGGCAUCCCAGGAGAGCUCGGAGGAGGGCUCCGAGGACCUGAACCUCUUGGAGGAUUUCAUGGACCGCGAGCUGCCGGCCUUCACGCGCCCGGACUCCAGCGCGCCGACAUCUCGAGCCUCCAGGCCGGAAAACGAGCGGCUGGAAGAACUGCUGCAUGAGGCGCAUCAGCAGCUGCUAGAGGCGUGGCAGCAGAAGGAGCAGCAGCUGCACCGAGCGGAGGAGCUGAAGCUGGAAAAUGCCCAGCUGCAACGAAAGCUCGACAAGCAGAGCCGGGGCAUGCUGGUCAUGCACGCGGAGGCCAAUGCUUCCGGCACCACCGAGCUGGCGCAGUUUAUGCAAAACCUCCGGCAGAAGCUGGGCUCGCCACGGAUGGACUCUCCCAAGUCCAAGGACGACGUGUCCAUGGCAUUUCCAGAGCUGGAGAAGCAACUGGAAGAAGCCUCACAGGAGGCGGAGGCCUCGCUGAAGGCGGUGCUGGGCGCUCUGCAGCGCUUCAAGCGCCAGGAGGCGGGAGACAUCCAGUCGCUGCAGCAGGAGAGCCUAAGCUGCCAGCAGAAGAAGCAGCAGUUGGAGCGACAGCUCAUGGAGCUCCGCAUGUCGAGGCUCUCCAAGUUUAAGGCGAAGAACGGACAGAAGUUGCAAAGCUUAGUCCCGGUGUGCCUGCAGAUGCUCGAAGACCUCAGCGCGAAGAUGCAGCAGUUGGCCUCCGAGAACGUGGCCCUGCGCCAAGGGCUGCUUUCGGUAUCCUCCAAUCUGGGCGAGGCGACAUCGGUGAUGAAGGCAUCCGCCAGUGCCAAAGGCGACAAGGACCUGCAGCGCUUCCUGCACACCGUGAGCAGCAACGUGGAGCAGGUGCCAACGGUCUUCAACCGGCUCUUCAACGAGGGCCGUAAGCGAGACCAGCGCAUGGAACAGCAGGCCCAUGAGCGUCGGCAGAGCAUGAUGCACUCCAUGCUCGUGCAUCUCUCAGAUGACAGAGCCGACAGCAAAGAGGAUCCCAGGACGACGCCAAAGGUGCCUCGGCACCUGCGAGCCGUGCGGAAGGGAGAUGAGGAGGAGAGCGUUGGAGGUUGGUCUCGGCAGCGGACACCAGCCGAUGAGGAGGACCAUGAGCGCUGGAGGCUUCUCUCGGCAGCGGACGCCGGCAGAUGACGAGGCCUGCCGCGAUCAAGCUUGCGGAACUGCCGUCCGCAGAACUUCCAUCAUCCUGCAUGAAGAUGACAGCCGCAGGCGUUUGGUUUCGGAGGAGGACAUGGGGACUGGAUCCCUUGGACUGCAGUGCAUGCCAUCGCCGAUCCGGCCGCGCUUGUCGAAGCGCCCGGAGGACCGAGACCGGGAGGUGGUGGUCAAGGCUCCCGAUCGCGUCAACAGCAAGCUGAAGAACCGCCAGCAGCUGCACUUGAACAGCUACGAGUUCCGAGGCGAUAUGGAAGUGUCGAAGGUCAAGGCUUUGCUGCCAUCGCCCCGCAAACUCGAAGGCCUUCAGCUACCCUCGGUGCCGGUCCACACCAACAACUCCCCUCGCUCGCCCUCCGACGGCAGCUCCGACGAGUCCUCCCCGCAGAUGUCACCCUUGGUGUCAAGGCAAGCCACCGAGGACAAAGUUGAGAAGGUCACCUCGCGGAAUUUGCCGAUGGUCUCAGUGCAGGAAGUGGAACUCUUGCAGGAGUCUGAAGAAGGCAUCAGCAGCACAUCGCCUAUGCGGAGGCGGCCCAGCGACCCGGCGCCCCGGGUUCCGGUGGAGUCCUGGCAGAGUCGUAUGAAAAAUGUGCUGACAGCUCGGCGCAGCUCAAAUUUUGCCGCCCGAGACCUGAAGCGGCUGCGGAGGCCCUCAGCGUCGUAGGCUGGUUUCGGCUGAGGCCGACCCAUUUUUGAAGCUAGACAAAUGCAGCAUCUCUCUAUGAGACCUGGGUGUGGCAUUUGAGGGCAGCCUUGGAUAGUUGUUGUUUUG